This is a messenger RNA of Pyrgilauda ruficollis (rufous-necked snowfinch), 3412 nucleotides long. It is a transcript of the gene ODF2, whose product is annotated as outer dense fiber of sperm tails 2. The transcript is spliced from 18 exons. Gene Ontology annotation, biological process: regulation of cilium assembly. Gene Ontology annotation, cellular component: centrosome. The coding region runs from base 61 to 2349 and encodes 762 amino acids. Lineage: Eukaryota; Metazoa; Chordata; Aves; Passeriformes; Passeridae. The record is from RefSeq and is a predicted model, not a curated record.
UUCCGUAUUCACAGGUUUCCCUUCAUUGCAUUUCCCUUUCUCAUUUGUGGGAGAAGAGCCAUGAAGAACCGUUGCUCAUCUCCCCCUUUGCACGUCCAUGUGGAUGAAAACACCCCUGUCCAUGUGCAUAUUAAAAAGGGGCAGAAAACCACACCUGCAAAAUGCCAGCAAAAGCACAAACAGAAAUCUAAAGGGGACAGUGUGCGAGCUGUACGGGUGAAAACUAAGGCCCCUUGGAUACCCCCAGGCAAAACAAGCACUCGUGAUACCAUCUUGAAGUGGGAGGUCAAGAUGCAGCAAAUGGAGGAGCAGGAGGAAAUGACAAAGCGUCUCCUGGAGGAGCAGAAGGAAGAACUGAAUGAGAUGACACAAGAGCUGGUACAAACAGAGAAUGAGAACACGCGGCUCCGGCGCAACAUUGAACGCAUAAAGGAGGAGAAGGACCUGACUGUGCUGCAGAAGGAGUGCUUGCAGCAGGAGAAGGAGUGUUUGCUGUCCAAGCUGAAUGAAGCAGAAAGGGAUGGAGCAGCAGCUGCCAGACAGAUCCAUGCCCUGAAAAAUACCAUUGGGAGACUCAACAUUGAGAAACACAUGAGUAGCACUGAUAUAAAUGCUCUUACAAGACAAAAAGAGCUGCUGCUCCAGAAAUUGAGCACCUUUGAAGAAACCAACCGGACACUCCGAGAACUUCUUGCAGAGCAUCAGUCUCGGGAGAAAGAUGCCCAGAAGGUAAUGGAUCGGCAAGCAAUGCUGCUGAAAAGGCUGUCUGACUUAGAUGCAGAGAACAUGCAACUUCAGAUCAGGCUUCAGGGAAAAGAAAAGGAAGUGGAAACCCUCACACUUCAAAUAGUGGCAGAAAAGGAACAGGCAAAGAAAGCAUUUGAACUUGCCAGAUCCUUGGAGUCUGUGAAAGCCCAUUUGCAAGCCCAGGUGCGGAGCAGAGACGCUGAGAACAACCGUCUGACCUCACAGCUGCGGAAUACAGAGGCCAGUGAAAAUCAGACUAAGGGAGAGAUGGAGCUUCUUCUGGAGCAGCUGCAAGACCUGAGAUGCAAAUCAGAGUGUGAUAAAGAGGCCCUGAAGAAAGCAGUCCGUGCACAGAAAGAGCGGGCGGAGCGGAAUGAGGAGUAUGUGCAGAAACUGACUGCCCAGCUAGCAGAAAAGGAAAGCGCUGUUGCUGAGGCCCAGUGCAAUCUCGAGUCCUGGAGGAAUCGCUGCAGCAAAGCAAUGAAGGAGAAGGAUGACCUUGAACUGGAAGUCGUUACACUGAACAGCCGUGUUGCAGACCUGGUGGAACAACUGGCAAAGAUCCAGGAACAGACACGGGACGAAAACGAAGCUUUGGUAGAUAAAGUACAGCAACUGACUGGAGAGAACAAUGCUUUAAAGAAAGACAAUGAAAAACUAAAGGCUGCUCUGAUUUCAAUGGAGGACAAGCUGAACCAAGGACAGAUGGAAUUGCAACAUCUCCAGAGCUCUGUCAGGAGCUACGAAGGGUUGAUUGAAACCUACACAGCACAGGCACAGAUGGCCCGAAAGGAUGCAGAUGAUCUGGCAGCAAGACUGGAGAAGUGUGAAAAAGAGAACCAGAGAAUAAAGGAUGAAAUGAGCAGGGAGAUUGACGAGACUCGUGAGAAGUUCCAGAGCCAGAUUUCUGAACUGGAAAAGCUGCCUGAGAUCCUGAAGUACACUGAGACACAGCUGGCGGAGUGCCAUCAACAGCUCAUGUGUUACGAGAAGAAGAACACGGACCUGUGUGGCAUGAUUUCAGACCUCCGUCAGCUGAUUGACCUCCAGGGGGACAAAAUGGAGAUGACAAGAGAGAGAUAUCAGUCUGCCCAAGAGGAGAAAAAGCAACUCACCUUGAAGGUGGAGGAGCUAGAAAGAAAACUAGAGUCCACGAGUGCCCAGAACAUAGAAUUCCUUCAGGUCAUAGCAAAACGUGAGGAGUCGAUCCACCAGUGUCAGCUGCGGCUGGAGGAGAAGAGCCGUGAGUGCAGCUCCCUGGCACGCCAGCUGGAGAUGGCCAUUGAGGAUGCCAAAAAACAAGUGGAACAAGCUCGAGAACGAGCGGUCUCCAGAGAGAGGGCAGCCCAGUCCAAGGUGUUGGAUUUGGAGACCCAGCUGAGCAGGAGUAAAACAGAGCUGAACCAGUUGCAUCGGAGCAAAGAGGAUGCAGAGCGCCGAUACGAAAGCCGCCUCCAGGACCUGCGGGAUCGGCUGGAGCAGUCGGAGAGCACCAACCGCAGCAUGCAGAACUACGUCCAGUUCCUCAAGUCUUCCUACGACAACGUUUUUAGGGAAAGUGCUUUUCUGGGCUCCCCCAGCCACACUCGCUGUCUUCUGUGAGAGCAAUGCUUUGCUUGCACCUUUUUUAAGCGCAGAGUAGGAGCUUUGUUUCAAAAGCCAUAUUGAUUUAGAAAAUUGGAUGGCAUUUCAGGGUCACUGUUGGGAGAUUUUUUUUAUUGUAGAAUGACAAAAUAAAAUGAUGUUGGCAUCUGAUCAAAAUGUGGGGUAUCAGCAAUACUGGUUUGGUGCUGGAGGUUGGUGUUACACCAUAAACUGAGUCCCAGAACCAGGUGGUUUUGCAUAUAAUGGAAAAGAUCCUUUUCCUCCUGUUGGGUCAUGAUGGUUUCAGCUCUUAAAACCUGUCAAAGGUUUGUUGAGUGUGUUAAUUCUUGUAAGAGCUCUCUUUGUGCUUCACUUCUUAUUCGGUUUCUCUGUUGGGGAGACCAUGUGGGGCUUUUUUAAAAUAAUUUUUUUAUACUGUUGGUGUGAUGCUGAAAAUAACUGAGGUGCUUGGGCUCUACACUCACAAAGAGAUAAUCUCCUGCACAACCACAGUGUUUGUAACAAUUUUAUACCAGAAAUUAUGAGUUUGGUUUGGUUUUUUUAUACUUGAUUCUUACAUACUCCCUGAUCCUUACCUUUAUUUGUGAGUGUGAUGCUAGUGUUGCUUUACUCCUCUUACCCUGAUUUUCUGAUCCUGACUAUACCCACCCAGGACUGAGCCAAAACAAUUAAAUUUGAAGGAAAUCAGUGUCAUUUCAUUUGGGAUCUUGGUGCAAAUUCCAUGUGAGUUCUGGGGGUGUGUGAAAUCCUGACUUUGCCUUAAGCCAGCUAAGGAACAGCUGGAGAUAUUCAACUUCAUCAAAUUCUCCUGCACCUUCUGGAAAAUCAGGUCUUUUGUGUUUCAAGUCUCUAAAGUCCAUGUGCUCUCUAGUGUCCUAUUGUUUCUACUAAAUGGUUCUUAGGCGGACAAAAAUAAACCUUGUUUCUAUUUUUCUCUCUUUUGUAUCCUAUUUAUAUGCUAUGUGAUGUGGUCACUGGCAGUAUUUGCCAUGAAAGUUUUCUAAACUAAUCAGUUCAAAAGAUCUGUAAUUGUGCGUGUUUAAAAAUCCCAGAAGUGCUG